Molecule: messenger RNA, 2090 nt
Organism: Mangifera indica (mango)
Lineage: Eukaryota; Viridiplantae; Streptophyta; Magnoliopsida; Sapindales; Anacardiaceae
Product: DEAD-box ATP-dependent RNA helicase 41
Exons: 3
Coding region: 284-1867 (527 amino acids)
Molecular function (GO): RNA helicase activity; ATP binding; nucleic acid binding
Source: RefSeq, a predicted model, not a curated record
UGAGAAACGAUGUCGUUUAGGCGCUACUAGAGAGUUAAGAAAAGCCGUAACGCGGCUUCUAGAUUGCGCACAACUUCUGAUUUCUGAGUUCUGAAGGGAAAAUCAAAAGGCUUGGCUUGCAAUUCCCGACCAGUUUAAGCGAAUAGAAUCGAACGUCUCUUUGUGGAUGAAGGUUCCUUUUUUGCAUCUUCGAGUAGAUUUCUAGUAUCAUUUGUCGAUCGAGUGCGAGGAUAAUUUUUUUGGUUUCUGUUGAAUUGGGAUUUUUAUCGAGUUGAUUCAAAUCAUGGAAAAUAAUCAAUCAGUGGAUGAAGUAAAUGUAUCAGAUGGAGGGUAUGGUGUGAAAGAAAGCAGUAGGGAUCAGAGAGAAGCUCUACCAGGAGAGCCUAAGUGUGUUAUAUGUGGCCGCUAUGGUGAGUAUAUAUGUGAUGUGACAGAUGAUGAUAUUUGCAGCUUGGAAUGUAAGCAAACUCUUCUUUGCAGAGUUGCCAACAAGGGCAUGCGGGUUACUCCCGUUCCUCCUCAAAGAUUGCCUGCCACUGAUGAGUGCUAUUACGUUAGGGAAUCUGAUAACAGUUCAGGAUAUCAAGAUUAUAGUAGUGAUCAGAAUGAAUUGGUGAGAAGGAAACUUGACAUCAAUGUGAAGGGUGAUGCAGUUCCUGCACCCAUUCUGUCAUUCUCCUCUUGCAAUCUACCUCAGAGGCUUCUCCAAAAUAUUGAAGCUGCUGGUUAUGGCAUGCCUACACCUGUACAGAUGCAAGCGAUACCAGCUGCUUUGAUUGGUAAAAGCCUGCUUGUUUCUGCUGACACAGGCUCAGGGAAAACUGCUUCCUUUCUGGUCCCUCUUAUUUCUCACUGUGCAAAUUUUCGUCUUAAGCACUUGUCAAAGCUGAAAAAGCCAUUAGCAAUGGUUUUAACUCCAACCAGAGAGUUGUGUAUCCAGGUUGAGGAACAAGCCAAGUUGCUUGGAAAAGGUUUGCCUUUUAAAACAGCACUUGUGGUCGGUGGUGAUGCUAUGGCUGGACAGAUCUACCGCAUUCAGCAAGGAGUAGAAUUAAUUGUGGGAACUCCAGGCAGGCUCAUAGACCUUCUAGUGAAGCAUGAUAUUGAAUUGGAUGACAUAAUGAUGUUUGUUUUGGAUGAGGUAGACUGUAUGCUUCAAAGGGGCUUCCGAGAUCAAGUGAUGCAGAUUUUCAGGGGCCUUUUGCAACCCCAGAUCUUAAUGUUUUCGGCAACAAUCUCACAAGAAGUGGAGAAAAUGGUGAGCUCCUUGGCAAAGGAUAUCGUUUUUGUCUCUGUUGGCAAGGCGAACCGGCCAAAUAAGGCUGUUAAGCAGGUGCCUAUCUGGGUUGAUUCAAAGAAAAAGAAGCAAAAGCUUUUUGAAAUAUUGAUGAGCAAACAGCAUUUCAUGCCACCAGCUGUGGUUUAUGUCAGUUCAAGACUUGGGGCAGAUCUCCUGUCAAAUGCUAUUACAGUCACCACAGGAAUUAAAAGCUUAUCUAUCCAUGGGGAGAAGCCCAUGAAGGAGAGAAGGGAGAUUAUGCAGUCAUUUUUAGUGGGAGAGGUUCCUGUUAUCGUGGCCACUGGGGUUUUGGGACGAGGAGUUGAUCUCUUGGGUGUGAGACAGGUUAUUAUCUUUGACAUGCCCAAUUCUACUAAGGAGUAUGUCCAUCAGAUCGGUAGGGCUUCAAGAAUGGGAGAGGAUGGUACAGCAAUCGUGUUUGUGAAUGAGGAGAAUAAAAAUUUGUUCCCAGAGUUGGUUGAAAUCUUAAAAUCUUCUGGAUCUGCUGUUCCUCGGGAACUUAUUAAUUCACGAUAUACAGUGGGUUCAUUUGGUAAGGGCUAUAAAAAGAGGAAGCAUGGUAGCUGAAAUUUCCGGAUAUAUGUUAGAUUGUGGGCCAAAUUGAACUGAGCAUUCUAAUACCUUCAUGCUUUAGUCAGAAUUAUAACCGAAAGCCAACAUAAUUGCUUGUUUUCAGCUAACAUGUCAUUGUAUUGGUAGAAGUUUUGUAGACGUGUUGUUAAUUCCUCUUCAAUGUAAGAAAAAGGUAACCUGCCUACAUUAGAAAUACCGAUCGAUUUUCAUUGUUAAA